Messenger RNA from Papaver somniferum (opium poppy), 1838 nucleotides. RefSeq names its product F-box/kelch-repeat protein At3g06240-like. Gene Ontology annotation, molecular function: protein binding. The transcript has a single exon. The coding region runs from base 80 to 1315 and encodes 411 amino acids. Lineage: Eukaryota; Viridiplantae; Streptophyta; Magnoliopsida; Ranunculales; Papaveraceae. The record is from RefSeq and is a predicted model, not a curated record.
AAAAAGAUUUGCCACUAAAUUUGAAAUCAUCUGUAUUCCGUGGAAGAACCGAGGAGUGUCGACUAGAGAAUCUGAAAUCAUGUCCAGCGUUCCAAUUCCAGAGGAGAUUCUUCAUGAAGUCUUAUUAAGGUUACCACUCGAAUCAGUUUCAAAAUUUAGGUGCGUAUGCAAACAAUGGAACUCUUUACUCUCUAACCCUAGUUUUGUGAAAAACCAUUUUGAUCUUGCUGUUCAAAACGAAAAACCUAAUUUCAUUCUUGUAAUUGAUGUCGAGAAUGGUUAUAAAAUCAUCCGUGUAAAUCAGGAUUCAUUAUUAUCAUGUGAACCUGAUAGUGAUUGUGGAUGUGAGCCUGAUUCUGAAUGUGGAUGUGAAUGUUGUGAUGAGGGUUCUUAUCUGAGGUACCCAUUCCAACAGUUACAAUCACGUGAGGUUACUAUUUUGGGUGUUUGUGAUGGUUUACUUUGUUUACUUACUGGUGGGAUGGAUGAAGAAGAAACCCCAGACAUCAUCUGUUUUUGGAAUCCUAAGACUGAAGAAUAUAAGAAAUUACCUAACCCACCAAGUGAAUUUUCAUGUGGUGUACAGAUUGUAGAAAACAAUUCAGAUUAUGGGUUUUAUUAUGAUUGUAGCAUUGAGGAUUACAAGUUGAUAAAAAUGGUGGCAAUUUCCGGAGAGUCUACUAGGCUUGGAGUUCAAAUAUACAGUUUAAGGUCAAACUCGUGGAAAAACAGUGAGAAAUUCAUACCUUACAAAUCUUCAUCGCUUCAGCGAAGUUCAGGAGUCUUGGUUAACAGAGCUCUUCAUUGGUUACUAAUCACGCCUAGAAAUCGUACUUCUAAUAUUAUAGUUUCUUUUAAUACUUGUGAUGAAGGAUUUGCUGAUUUGGCUCUACCGGAAGCCGUGGAAAAUAAAGAUGUCACGAUUGAACUUGGAAAAUUAGAUGGAUGUCUUUGCUUACUUGUCGGAUCUCUUGGUGAUCGAGCUGAUUUAUGGGUGAUGCAAAAGUAUGGGGUCAAACAAUCGUGGACUAAAAUUUUCACAACUACCAAAGAGUUAAUUGUAGAUAAUAAUAUCAUGAGUAAUGCGAUGCCGAUAUGCAGAUACAAGAGUGGUGAAAUUUUGAUGCCAAAUUUGGAGGGUUUUGUUUUGUACGACCCAAAAUGUGAUAAAGCUAAACUCAUUACGAUUCGUGAUAUUUGUGGAGCGAGUGAAGUCAAUCAAGUUGAAAGUUAUAUUGAGAGCUUGGUUUCACUCAGCUCGUUUACUUAUGUUGGACAGCAUGACAUUAUGGAGGAUAUUUCACAGGAGAACUAAGUGGAAAUCUUCAUUUCUCUGAGACUAUGUUUCGUGUUCUGUUUUUCUCUUUAUUGUGUACUCAACUGGUACUAUUGUACUUGUUCUAGGCUGUAAUUUGCCUACUAGGUGUUUUUUCUUGCUUUAUUAUGGAUUUUGCCUCUGUCAGGAAAAAGAAAAAAAAAAGACUAUGAGAGAGCAAAUGGAGUAUAAAUGAUUGCUGGAAAAUUAGUUAGUCUUAUUUUAGAAGCAAGUUAGAACAUAACGUUGUCAGUCUUGUGAUGGCCAAGAUUGGAGUUAGUUUAUUUCUCUUUUGCAUCCCUUUAAUGUCUCAGUAUAUUGCAAUCUUCUCGCAACUGUAGUUCUGUUUAUUUUGUAAACUUUUGUUUAUUGUUCAAUCUAUAAACAUUCUUUCUUGCUAAGUUAGAACGUUGUCAGACUUGUACCAGUUCUAUAUCUAAAUUAUAGAACUGUAGUUUUUUGUGCUGCUAACUAUUUGUAAAUGCCAUUUAUGUGAAUCAACGGCAUGAUCAGAUUAUAGUCA